AUGCAGCUUCCUCUCUUGAUCAAGAUGCUUCCUCUCUUGAUCAAGGUGCUUCCUCUCUUCAUCAAAGUGCUUCCUCUCUUCAACAAAGUGCUUCCUCUCUUGAUCAAGAUGCUUCCUCUCUUCAUCAAGGUGCUUCCUCUCUUCAACAAAGUGCUUCCUCUCUUCAUCAAAGUGCUUCCUCUCUUUGAUCAAGGUGCUUCCUCUCUUCAACAAAGUGAUUCCUCUCUUGAUCAAGAUGCUUCCUCUCUUGAUCAAGAUGCUUCCUCUCUCUUCAUCAAGUGCUUCCCUCUCUUCAUCAAAGUGCUUCCUCUCUUCAACAAAGUGCUUCCUCUCUUGAUCAAGAUGCUUCCUCUCUUCAUCAAGGUGCUUCCUCUCUUCAACAAAUGCACUUCUCUCUCAGUCAAAGUGCUUCCUUCUUCGUGA
Molecule: messenger RNA, 423 nt
Organism: Trichomonas vaginalis G3
Lineage: Eukaryota; Parabasalia; Trichomonadida; Trichomonadidae
Product: SLEI family protein family
Exons: 1
Coding region: 1-423 (140 amino acids)
Source: RefSeq, a predicted model, not a curated record